Messenger RNA from Dendroctonus ponderosae (mountain pine beetle), 1789 nucleotides. It is a transcript of the gene Cdk8, whose product is annotated as cyclin-dependent kinase 8. Gene Ontology annotation, cellular component: mediator complex; nucleus. The record is from RefSeq and is a predicted model, not a curated record. The transcript has 5 exons. Gene Ontology annotation, molecular function: ATP binding; RNA polymerase II CTD heptapeptide repeat kinase activity; cyclin-dependent protein serine/threonine kinase activity. NCBI's taxonomy places the organism in Eukaryota, Metazoa, Arthropoda, Insecta, Coleoptera, Curculionidae. The coding region runs from base 231 to 1706 and encodes 491 amino acids. Gene Ontology annotation, biological process: protein phosphorylation.
UCUUUGGCUGCAGAUAAUUUGCUAAUGUCCUCCAUAGAGAAAGUAAAAUAAGUUACUUACUCUAUGAUGUCGUCUUCCCUUCAAGCACUCCCCACAGAAUAUCCCCCGGGGGGGUAUUCUGCGACUUUGAAUUAGGUUAUGUUGUGGCAGCUAUCCGAAAUAUUUGAGUCGCUUUGUUGAUUAACAAGGUUUUUUGGCUGCAACGGGACGCUUUGCGAAGUCUCAACUAUAUGGUCAGCGCAGUCCCCAGGACUAUGAGCUCUUUGAUGAUGGACUACGAGUUCAAGAUGAAAACGCAAACGGAGCGCGUUAAAGUCGAAGAUCUGUUCGACUACGAGGGUUGUAAGGUGGGACGCGGUACUUAUGGACAUGUCUACAAGGGACGACGGAAGGACGGUUCGGAUAGUCGGGACUACGCCCUGAAGCAGAUAGAAGGCACGGGACUCUCGAUGAGCGCCUGCCGUGAGAUCGCACUGCUCAGAGAGUUAAAACAUCCAAAUGUGAUCAACCUGGUGCGAGUGUUCCUGUCGCACAACGAUCGCAAGGUGUGGCUGAUGUUCGAUUUUGCGGAACACGACCUUUGGCAUAUUAUCAAGUUCCACCGGGCGGCCAAAGCCAAUAAGAAGCCUGUGAUGGUGCCGAAAGGGAUGGUGAAAUCGCUCCUGUAUCAGAUACUGGACGGAAUUCACUAUCUGCACUCCAACUGGGUGCUGCACCGUGAUCUUAAGCCGGCGAACAUACUGGUAAUGGGCGAGGGGCCCGAACGGGGCCGCGUUAAAAUCGCCGACAUGGGCUUCGCGCGCCUGUUCAACGCCCCGUUGAAGCCGCUGGCCGACUUGGAUCCUGUGGUGGUCACCUUUUGGUACCGCGCCCCCGAGCUACUUCUUGGCGCCCGCCACUACACCAAAGCCAUUGAUAUUUGGGCCAUUGGCUGCAUUUUCGCAGAGCUUUUGACAUCCGAGCCGAUCUUUCAUUGCCGACAGGAGGACAUCAAAACCAGCAACCCGUACCAUCACGACCAGCUCGAUCGGAUCUUCAACGUAAUGGGCUUCCCGCACGAGAAAGACUGGGAGGACAUUAAGAAAAUGCCCGAGCACCCCACCCUGCUCAAGGACUUCAAGAAAUCCAACUACCUCAGUUGCUCGUUGGUCAAGUACAUGGAGCGGCACAAGAUCAAGCCAGAGAGCAAAGCCUUCCACUUACUGCAGAAGCUGCUACUGAUGGACCCCAACAAGCGCAUCACAUCCGAACAGGCCAUGCAAGACGGGUACUUCUCUGAGGACCCGCUCCCCACCCAAGAUGUCUUUGCAGGGUGCCCCAUUCCCUACCCGAAGCGCGAAUUUCUAACAGACGACGACCAGGAGGAAAAAUCCGAUAACAAGCAGCGCCAGAACCAACAACAACAACAGCAGCAGCAACAGCAACAACAGCAGCAAGCCCCGCAGCAACAGCAGCCACAAGGACAACAGCAACAGUCCAAUCAACAGGACCAGCAUCCGGCCAAGCGGGUGCGGCUCACGGGCCCGCAGGGCCAUCCGGGGCAGGUGAGCCGGGCGCAGCUCCACUCGACCUCGGGCCCCAAUUCCAUUCGUUUGUUGCAGCAAAUGCCCAUCUCGCAGCAACAGCAGCAAGACUUCCAUCAGCAACAGAUGAUGUUCAACAACAGCCAGCAACAACAACAGCAAAACUACCAGCAGCGAUUUUAAAAUGUACAUUUAAAAAAACCACAGAUUCAUAAUUCAGAUUAGAUUAUUUUAAUAGUUCUUAUUAUGGAUAUGCAUUAAACAAA